Canariomyces notabilis is the source of this 231-nucleotide messenger RNA. RefSeq lists its product as uncharacterized. The transcript has 2 exons. The record is from RefSeq and is a predicted model, not a curated record. NCBI's taxonomy places the organism in Eukaryota, Fungi, Ascomycota, Sordariomycetes, Sordariales, Chaetomiaceae. The coding region runs from base 1 to 231 and encodes 76 amino acids.
AUGCCCGAUCUCAAGGACAAGAACGGCGAACCGAUCAAGGAAGGCGAUCAGGUGUUUGCCCGCUCUCGAGGCGGGAGCCAUCAGGGAAACGUCGAGAAGAUUGUGACUACAAAAGAGGAGGCUGAGGAGGAGGGUGUCAAACAUCCGCCAAAGGUUCUCUUUACCGACCAGCAUGGCCAUCAUGUCCAGCAUAAUCCUGGGACGCUUCAGCAUGGAGAAUACAAAAAAUAA